UCACGCCUGUCAGUUGGCUUGCUAAAGUUUGUUUGUUUGUUUAUUUUUUGCGGAAUCAUUAUUUUAAGUUAUUUAAACUCUACUUUUAAAACCGUAUAAUAACUAACAGGAAAUAAGUUAUUAAUAGAAAUUAUAUCCCUUUAUCUCGGGUGACUUAAUGAUAUGGCUUUAAGCCGUAAAUUAUAGUAGAUAACAUGCGGUAACGGGAACCUGCACAUUUUUUGUUUCUGAAUUGAAUGUUAAUAUGUACAAAGGUUUUGGCCUGAUUCCCUCACGAUUUUUAGUUUUGAUUGCCCAUUUUAUUAUUUGCGUUGAUUUAUUAUGGAGCCCGCAGAGUCUGAAGUUAUGUUCAAUGGGCAAUCCCACAAUAUUAGACCAGUUCAGUCACCAUCGCCCUACAGAGAUAUUACGUUUAAACAACCGAGAUGGACGAGGCUUUUAGUUCUAGCUGGGGUUGUGACUGUUCUGGGUUCUUCAACUCCUGUAGGUUACAACUUGGGAGUCAUCAAUACUGCUGGCAAGGUCAUAUCACAGUUCUGUAAUGAAUCAGUUUCAAGUCGAUAUGGUACAACUCUGUCCAGCUCGGGCCUAAACUUUCUAUGGUCUUCCAUUGUUUCAAUUUUUCUUGUGGGUGGAUGUAUCGGAUCUUUAACUGGUUCUUUAUUAGCCAAUAAAAUAGGGAGAAAGGGAGGCCUUGCAACAUCUUCUUUUGUGGGAGUAUUUUCGGGUAUUUGUUUCUUGGCUGCUAAGAGAUCUAAUUCGGUUGAGCUGCUGUUUAUUGGAAGGGUAUUUGCAGGUUUAUCCGCUGGCCUCAUUACAACUAUAAUGCCAAUGUACUUAAUGGAAUUGGCUCCAUCCGUACUUAAAGGACCUAUUGGGGCUUUUUGCCCUCUAGGAGUCACUACAGGGGUCUUAUUGGGACAAAUAUUGUCAAUGGAAACUGUUUUAGGUAACGAAGACUACUGGCCUCACUGUCUUGCCUUCCCUGCUCUCUUACAAGCAAUAUGUGCCUUAGCAAUUCCAAUUCUUCCAGAGAGUCCCAAAUACUUGUUUGUUAUCAGAAAAACGCCCCAUUUAGCUUUGAAGCAGCUGAAGCGUUUAAGAAACUGUAUGGAAGACUCAUUGACCGAGGAAAUAGAAACGCUUCGUAUAGAAGAACAAGAGAACUUGCGACAAGGAGAAGGUUGGGAUGUAAAAAAAGUACUUAAAAGUCCGGCCUUAAGGUUGCCACUGUUGCUCGUUUGUGCUUUACAAGCCGGACAACAACUGAGCGGUGUUAAUUCUAUCUUUUACUAUUCAUCUGUGAUAUUUAAUAAAGCUGGAUUUACGCCUAUUCAGGGCAGUUAUGCCACAAUCGGAACCGGUUGUUGUAAUUUAUUUAUGGCCGCCAUGUCGGUAUUGACGAUGUCGUGGUUUCAGAGGCGUACAAUUUUGCAGCUGAGUCUAUUGUCUUCCACCGUUUGCCUCAUAUUAUUGGGAAUUUCUUUACUUUUAAUUGACGUCGACCUAAUGCCUUACAUCUGCAUUAUAGCAGUGCUAGGUUACGUUUUAUGCUAUGGCUUAGCUUUGGGUCCUAUUCCCUACUUCGUAGGAUCAGAGCUCUUCGAGGUGGGUCCAAGAUCAAGUGCUAUGGCUCUAGGCAGUUUGGCAAACUGGGCGGGCAACUUUAUCAUAGCAAUUUUGUUCCCUCAAAUGGCCGACAACAUCGGUGCUCCGUCUUACUUUAUUUUCGCUGCCGUUGUUGUUGCCUUGUUCAUAUUCAUCAGAAUAUAUUUGCCAGAAACAAAAGGUAGGGAUCCGUGCGAAAUCUAUCAUUUGGUAGAACACGGGUUUAAGUCUCGUCCACUCGUUACAAGACAAUCAAGUGGUAAUGCCGAAAUGAACGGACUGACAUCUGAUAAAACUGGGUUUUAAAGACUUUUUGUUCAAUUGGUGCAAGUUUUGUUCAGGGCUUUUUUGCUGGAGUUGUUGGUGAUCUGAUUUUUACUCGACUGAUACUUUAGGGGUGAAGGCACAACUUUUAUUUAGAACAUAAGAUAAUUUUUAUUAGUUGGUUUGUUUUGUUGUAAAGAUUUUAACAUUUUGAUGAAGCAAAAUACGUUUCUUUGGUACUUAAUUUUAUUAGUAUGGUUUUAGUUUUGUUAUUAUUAGAUAUUAUUUACUUAAUAAUAAAGAAGUAUAAAAUU
Molecule: messenger RNA, 2186 nt
Organism: Anthonomus grandis grandis
Lineage: Eukaryota; Metazoa; Arthropoda; Insecta; Coleoptera; Curculionidae
Product: solute carrier family 2, facilitated glucose transporter member 1-like
Exons: 8
Coding region: 322-1914 (530 amino acids)
Biological process (GO): monosaccharide transmembrane transport
Cellular component (GO): membrane
Molecular function (GO): hexose transmembrane transporter activity
Source: RefSeq, a predicted model, not a curated record